Scatophagus argus is the source of this 10452-nucleotide messenger RNA. Its product is annotated as partitioning defective 3 homolog. The coding region runs from base 3135 to 7109 and encodes 1324 amino acids. Gene Ontology annotation, biological process: establishment of centrosome localization; microtubule cytoskeleton organization; establishment or maintenance of epithelial cell apical/basal polarity. The transcript is spliced from 25 exons. Lineage: Eukaryota; Metazoa; Chordata; Actinopteri; Scatophagidae. Gene Ontology annotation, molecular function: protein binding; phosphatidylinositol binding. The record is from RefSeq and is a predicted model, not a curated record. Gene Ontology annotation, cellular component: apical junction complex; apical plasma membrane; adherens junction.
GAUAUUAUCUUUCUUGGUUCCCUACCUCAGUUUACCUCUGCUGACAUAUCAGACAAGAGCUCUUGAUAGCUGCUAAGCUUGUGUUUCCAUAUCCCAGUCAAAGACUUGUGAUGGUGGGGAGACCGUUUUGUUAUCUUAACCCACUGGCUCAGAUAAUCCAGCUAAUCAUUAGCCUGAACAGUUAGAAGCAAGACAAUGGAAGCAAUGCACUGCACUUGAUCUCACAUAACUUAGACGUGCGUUUGUGUAGUAAGGCUUCUCUUUAUAGCUUCAGGAAUGUUAGACCUCAGAGAUAGCAGUGAGAGCCUCAGAAAUGCUCUGACCUUCCUGUUUACUCAAGACUACCUGAAUACCUGUGACAGCACAUAUCACCAACAACUUUUUGUUAAGCUAUCCUGUUGUUUGUACUUGUCUAUUUGAAGGGCCCUUUUAGAAUUACUUGGAAGAUUUACUCCAUAUUAAAGUACAAAUUAAAGUGAAACUCUGAUUUGAGGUUUGGUUGAGACUGAUGAUUGAUUCAUAUUAUCCGGUUGCGGUUAGUGAUGACCUAACAAAUGUGGGUGCUGUUAAGACUUACCCUGCGUAAUCUGCACACCCAACCAUCUGAUCUGGAGUCAGAUACACAACCUUUGCACCAUAAGGUCUCAGUCAUGGCUUUUGUUUUUUGUUCCCCAUCUCUCUGUCUCAUCACUCCUGCUUACCCCUUUCGCUUAAUUUGUUUUCACCUCUAACACUCCCAUUUGUUUGUUAUCACAGAUCAGUCACCAGUAGAUAAUGUUUUUUUUGGGAACGGUUAGCAUUAAGCUCCCUUUAUAUAAUUCUGUUGAACUGACCGGGAGCUGAUAGCCCAUGUUUGGGGGUUCGAGGGAAAAUUUGUUUCACCACAGCCAAGUUCAGUACAGCAGAACAUGGCAGGAUAAGUUGUAAUCUUUUGUUAUACAAAACCCUCCUGCUGCUUAUGGUUUUAGAGAAGCUGCUCAUUAGACUCUUUUAUAUUGUUUUCUGUCUUCUUUUCUUCUGCUUUCAGGCAGAUGACUUCUUUUCUUCUUUUGCUCUUCAAGUUGUUGCAGGUCUGUUGCCUGUCCUUAUACUGUCAGAACACCCUCUUCGUAACAUGCACUUCAUGUGUGUGCAGUUGCAGUAUGCCUUCAUAAAGGAAAAGAUUAACACACUGUUUAGCUGUUGUUGGCAUUGUACGUUGGUGGACUAUGUGUUGGUGGGUUGGUGGAUUUUUCAAAAUGGAAAAACGUAAGCAAGUUGACAUGCAUUAAGUGUAUUUCAAGCAGAAAGGGUCGACAUUAUGUUUCCUAAUGCUGCUGAGAUGGAAAAGCACUUUCAGCUUCCCCAUAUUCUUAAAAGGCUGUUUUGACAGCUUCCACUGUCGACUCUUUACACAUCGUAACACGGAGGCCCCCUUUUUUGUGCUCUUUAAAUACACACACGCAUUACUUUUCCAUUCAGCAAUGUAUAGGUUUCCAAAUCUGGCUCUGUAAAGAGGGUAGCUUUUAUAGAGUCCAGUUAUACAAUCAUUUCUCACUGGCAGUUUCUCUACAGGCACUCAAACUUCAGUAGGUGCAACCAAGGAAAGAUAGAAACAUAGAGCUGUAGCUGUACCUGAUUGUUAGUAGUAUUCAGUUAGAAGACAGACAUAGAAUGGACUCUAUGACUUCAGUUUUGUGCUCUUAGUUUUUGCUUUGUUAAUGUUUCUAAACUUAAUGAAGAGAAAAAGAAAGUCUGUUUGACUAUACAGUAUAGUAUGUAGUGAGAUGAUUUCUGCCCUUAGAUCAGCCUGGCUUUUUGCAAAAACUCCUGUCCAUUCUUGUAUCAGAUCUGUAGAACACUGGUUGGUGUUUCACAUGAUAUGCUUGGCUGGCUCUUAAAGCUGACCACAGAGUCAAACUGAGCGGUCUCCAUUAGCAACCCCAUUAACAGCUAUAGUGAGGACAGCCAUGUUACUAAUUCAUAACAUUUCUAUUGCCAGUGUGUAUUGUAUGUUGUAUUAUUAUUUAGUCAGUGCAGUGAUUUAGUUAAGACCAGUUUAAAGGACAUUUCCUUUUGUUUUGAGAACAGUAGCCUUCUUAAGUACCUCAAGUUGUUUUGCUUGUUUUUUAUCACCCCAUGUAUCCGUGAGAUGUCAGUUCCUGCCUCCAACUGGAUCUAAAUCUGAGCAAGUUGAAGCAAAGGCCAACUAUGUGGUUUGCGGUGUUUCGACAUGUCGGCCACACCAGGCCUUCUUGGGUGUGAUCCUCUGUUUUGUCAACAGCUUAUUUCUGUGGCGAAGAUUGCAGUUACAGAGCACUCAGUUAUUGAAGCACAGGCAUGGGGUGUUUGUCAAAGAAUUAAGAACAAGAACUUCUGAAUGACUGUCUUUCAGGGGGAACACCUGAUGCACUUAAGGUUAGCUUCAUGCCAUGUAUGGUUGAGGAGUUACAGAUGUUCUGCUAAGACCCUUUCCUGUUACAGGUAAUAAUGCAGUGGCUUUAUCUCUCCAAAUAACUGUGACAUCUUUAAUAAAGGUACAUAUUUGAAAAACAAAAUUGUUGAAAACAACCCGAAAUUAAAGAUGACUGAGAGAAGUUCUAAAAGUAAAAAAAAAUAAAAAAAAAUAAAAAAAAUAAAAAAUAAAAUAAGUUUUAUUUUUUUCUCAAAAAUUCCUCUUAAUGGUAGACAUUUUGAAUUUUUAUAGCAAAGAAAGCACAGGUGGAACUAAUAACGAUGGACACGUUCCAUUUAUGUGUAUCAGAAAGUCAUGUCAGUUAGCCAGCUUUUACAACAACAGGCCCAUAGAACCAGUACUUCUAAAUGGAAUGCAGCCCUUAAUAGACUCUAUUAAAUACACCUGUGCGUUUCCUGCUAUGACAUGUCAUGUUCUUUGUGAAAAAGGUUUUUUUGUUGUUUGCUUUUUGCCCAAAAUGGUGCAGAAAAUGAGCUGACACACCAAGUCUUUGCAUAUUAUUACCUUCUAAACUUUCUAUGGCUAGCAAACAAGUGCUUAUAUCACUUCCAGCAGAUAUGGAACAACAUUAGCAUUCAUUUUGAGCUGUGUUCCUGGCCAGUUGACACAUGACCCCAGCUACUGGGUUCAGGUCCACAGGUUGGAACAUGGAGAUGGAGGCAUUUUGGAUGCUGAUGACAUGCUGUGUGAUGUUGUGGAUGACAAAGACAGGCUGGUAGCAGUGUAUGAAGAGCAGGAUCCUCACAAUGGAGGUGACGGUACCAGUGCCAGCUCCACAGGUACUCAGAGUCCUGAACCCUUCGCCAGUGACGUGAGCUCGGCAUCGGCCUUCCAGCCCUACCAGGCCAACAGUGAGAUUGAGGUCACCCCGUCGGCUUUGCGAUCCAACAUGCCUCUCCAUGUCCGUCGCAGUAGUGAUCCCUCCUUGGCAGGCCUUCCUCCGGGUGAAGUCCCGGUGGGUCCAGAGGAGCCAUCUAGAAAGAACCCAACUCGCUGGUCCACAACUGCUGGAUUCCAAAAGCACAACCACAAACCAAACAGUAGCGCUGGCACUGGCAGCCUGGACCGAAAGGGCAGAGGAGGCCAUGCCUAUCGGAGUCUUCCUCGUGAUGCGAGUGGCUGGACCACUCAGUUCCAGAGAGAGAUGACUCGAUCUUCCCUCAGCGCCAAUCAUCCAAUGGUUGACCGAUGGCUUGACCGACAAGAACAGGAGGAAGACGAAGAAGAGCAAAGGAAACAAGAACGGAGGAUUGAACGGAUAGAGCCAGUAGGAAGGGCCGAUUCUUCACUGGAACAUUCACCUGUUUUAAGCCUAGAAAGCAUGCUCAAGCCGGUCGAGGUGUCCAAUGAAGGAGGGCCCUUGGGGAUCCAUGUAGUGCCUUUCAGUUCGCAGGAUGUCAGGACUCAGGGCUUGCUAGUGAAGCGUCUGGAGCGUGGGGGAAAAGCCGAGCAGGAGCAUCUCUUCAAGGAGAACGACUGUAUCGUCAAAAUUAAUCAGAAAGACAUUCGCCACCUGCGCUUCGAACAAGCCCAAAACAUUUUCAGGCAGGCAAUGCGUUGCCCCCUCAUCCUCUUCCACGUGGUCCCCGCUUCCAUGAAGAGGCAGUACGAGCUGCUUUCAGCACGGAGCGAGCUCAGCCCACCUCAGUCCAACAGAGUUCGCUUUAGCCAAGACUUUCAGCAGCCAGGGGACAGGUCCAGUGUGGUGGGGGGGCCGAUGUCCAGAUCUGGACCACAACCAGGCCUCAACCACAACCAUCAGGGACCUCUGGCAGGAAGUACCCCAGAGUCGAGCCGACGGUAUCCAACGUUACCCCACAACUUGGUCUCCAGGACCUCGUCAGCCCCCUCCCCCUCCCUGCAGCGCAGGAUAAGCACAAAUCCAUCCACCAGCACUUACCUAAAGAACAAAGGCCGCAGAUUCAACAUCCAGCUGGAGAAAGGUCAGGAGGGUCUUGGGUUCAGCAUCACAUCCAGAGAUGUCCCCAUUGGUGGCAGUGCCCCCAUUUAUGUCAAAAACAUCCUUCCUCGAGGGGCUGCUAUCCACGAUGGCCGAUUAAAAGCAGGAGACCGGCUGCUGGAGGUUAGCGGAGUGGACCUGAAUGGUAAGAGCCAGGAAGAGGUGGUGGCCCUGCUCCGAGCCACACCCAUGGGUGGGACUGUCAAUCUGUUGGUGAUUCGCCAAGAGGACUCCCUGCUGCCUCGAGAAGUGCCACCAGAGGAAGACGACGUGGUGUUAACCUCUGAUUUUACACAAGAAUUCAUGACCUUUGAGAUUCCCCUGAAUGACUCAGGCUCAGCAGGCCUGGGGGUCAGCGUCAAGGGUAACCGAUCCAAGGAAAACCACACUGACUUGGGCAUCUUUGUGAAAUCCAUUAUCAAUGGAGGUGCUGCUAGCAAGGAUGGGCGUCUACGUGUCAAUGACCAACUCAUCGCAGUCAACGGGGAGUCGCUGCAUGGGAUGACCAACCAGGAGGCCAUGGAGACACUGCGCAAAUCCAUGUCUGUAGAGGGUAACAAGCGAGGGAUGAUUCAGCUCAUUGUGGCCCGGCUGGUGCCCACAAACAAUAAGGAGGCCCCUGGCAAACUUCCGGUUGUAGAGCAUGCUGUGAACUCCCUGCUGGACGGCCAUGAGCGGCGGAUUUCCCACUCCCUGUAUGAAACCAUCGACGGCUCGGACAAAAGCUCCACACCACUGCCUAAUAUGAUUGGACGCAUUGGUAACUACCAGCUCUCCCCAACUGUGAACAUGCCACAGGACGACAUAGUGCUGAUCGAAGACGAUAGGCCGCCCCUGCUUCCUGCCCACCUUUCUGACCAAUCGUCCUCCAGUUCCCAUGAUGACAUGGGCUUUGUGGGAGAGAACCCGGUGCCCUGGAUCCACGAGCUGCCCGGUCAGAAUGAAUGCUCGCUCAGCCCCGACGCCGACCCUGACAAUUCGUUUCAGAGGGAGGGCUUUGGCCGCCAGAGUAUAUCAGAGAAACGCACCAAACUGUACGACAACGCUUCUCAGCUGGAGAUCGUCAAGACGCGCAAGUCCAAGAGUAUGGAUCUAGUAGGAGACGAGAUUAGCUGCAGCACAAGAACCAAUGGAGGUUCUGCAGAGCAAGAGGUUGGACCCUCCCUGGGCCUGAAAAAGUCCAGCUCGCUUGAAAGCCUCCAGACAGCUGUUGCCGAGGCAACUCUGAAUGGUGAGAUCAACGUUAACCGGCCGCGCUCACGGAUCGUCAGGGGUCGUGGCUGCAAUGAGAGCUUCCGAGCUGCGAUUGACAAAUCAUAUGAGAAACCUGGUGUCUCGACGGCAGAGGAAGAGAACAGCAUGGAGACGCUGGACGAGGACACAGAGGGAAGUUCCCGAUCAGGUCGAGAGUCCAUGUCAACCAGCGGCGACCUCACUGUAGGCUCGGGGGUGAACGGAAACCUGUCCAAAGAUGACAGACAGAAAGAUGAGGACAAGGUUGGGGGGAAGGAAAAGAAGAAACCUGAGAGGGAGAAGAACAAAGCCAAGAAAGGCGUGCUGAAGGGCCUGGGUGAGAUGUUCAGGUUUGGAAAGCACAGGAGGGAUGAGCGGCCGGGAGACAGGAUGGAGAGGACGGGCUCCAGUAAAUCUAAAGCCGAGGACAUGCAGGCGUCAGAAGAGGAGACCCUGCGGAUGAGGCAGGAACAAGAGAGAAUUCAGGCCAAGAUGCGGGAGCUCAGGGAGAAGCAGGCUAAGGAGAGAGAAUAUGCUGAGAUCCAAGACAUUAUCAGCCCAACCUUCAGCUCGGAUGAGGAGCACACCUACGCUGGCAUCGGUUCAUUAGACUCGUCCAUGGAUAGCAGCAGCUUGGAUCCUUACAACCACCACUACCAUCUCCCUCAGAGUCCACAGAGCCCUCACUUGCCCUUGAGCCUUCAGGACAAUGGUCCACCCCUGGAAGCUCUGUAUGCCCAGGUCAACAAGCCACGCAAUGGACGCCCUGCUGCUCCAGACAGCAGGGAGAUGGUCCCCAGUAACCAUGACCGGAUACAAAGGCUGAGGCAUGAGUUCCAGCAGGCAAAGCAGGAGGAUGACCUUGAGGACCAUCGACACACCUACAGCUUCAACCAGUCCUGGGUGAGCAAUGGGACGGAUACGCUGAGCGGACGCCAUUCAGUAACAGUCGAAACUCAGGUCCAGAAACAGCAGCAAGAGGACAGAGACGGUUUCCAACAAGCACAGAGACAGUACAGCUCCCUGCCACGGCAACCCCAUAAAAACCCCAGCACAGUGUCCCAGGAGUCAUGGGACAAGGUGUACAUGCCAGCAGAAGGAUUCCAGACAUCCAAGGAGAACCCUCGCUACUCCAGCGGCCAGGGAUCAAGAAAUGGCUACCUGGGAACAUCCAGUUUUAACGCCCGCGUCCUCUUGGAGACUCAGGAGCUGCUGAGGCAGGAACAGAGACGCAGAGAGCAGGAAGCUAACAAGGCCAGGCCACCUCCUGCACAGGAGACCCCCAGCAGUAGCCCCUUUGACCACAGCAGAGACCAAACUCAGGCCCCAGGUUCUGCCCCAGUGCAGGCCCUACCUCAAUCCAAGGGCCCCUACAGACAAGACGUACCCCCGUCACCUUCUCAGAUUGCCAAACUCAACAGACUGCAGGGUUCAGAGAAAGGGAGGCUGUUUUACUCAUGAGAAUGUAACAACGAACUGUAAAAGUUUGGGAGAUCAAGACUGAUUCUAAGGAACAUUAACAGGGAAAAGAGGGCAAUGAGUUUUUUUGUUGUUUUUUUUUUCAUAAAAUGCCGAGAUGCAAAGAUUUUUAUGGGACUGUUGAUAGAAAAUGUUGAUAGUUAAAAAAAAUAGUGACAUGAACAACAUUCUUUACAGUUGUAUCAAAAAGAAAUUGUUUGAGAGCUUUUACUAUCCACCAUCCUGAUCAUCUUAUCUGCCUGUAUAUGUGCCUUGUAGUCCUUUGAUUGUUCACCUUUUAUAGGCAGCAGCCCCACUGUUUUGGCUCAUGACCUGCAGCUUUGACCUACAUAUCAGAUGCAUUCAGCAAAGCAGACAUCACAGUAGAACAUCAUAGAAUUGGUUUGGGCCAUCUGCAAAUCUGACGAAGCACAAGAGGCAUGUUUCUUGUGUUGUGUCAGUGGACUGUGAAAAAAGGGACAGGAGUGCUAUAUGCUUAUGUGAGCAUGUAGUUUGUGUGUGUGGUGUGUGUAUGAGAGUGAGUGUUGGUGGGAGUAGGCAUGUAGAGACAGAGCAUGGAGGUUAAGCAGCUUGGGUUUUGACCAUGGGUGCUCAGCCCUUAAUCAGUUCAGUGAAAUGCCCCUUUUGGUUUCGGCUACAACACUUAUCCAGAGUGUGCGUCCUCCUUCCAGCUCGCUCUUGUAUUCAAUAUGAUAAUCCUGAAUUUUCUCUUCUUCUGCUCGCUGCUUUAUCUCCAUUUUUUCCCUUCACAUUGUCACCCUCACCAAAGACACUUUCAGCAGAAGAAAACAACUUUAGAUCUCCUUCAUUCCACCCUCCCCAUCCAUCCAGGGUCAGGUCUAGGUUAUUAAUUAAUGUAUCUCAUUAAAAAUGAAUGGGCACCUUUGUGUGUAUGUUGUCAUGUAUGGCGAGAUGGAAGGAACGAUGACAUUACGGGCGUGUAUCUGGCCCUGGCCUUCUCAAGAAUGAUUCGGCUGUAACCGAAGCUCGUUGGCCCUAGGUGUCUGAGCUGUUCCUUACUGAAUAUUUCAUCAGGGUGGUUACAUCGGAAACCACAUUGGCUCUGCAGUGGGUGGCCUCAGUGUGGGACUGUCGCCCUGAUACAAUGAAGCUGAUUUUGUUUUCCUUUCAUGAUUAUGUCCAUUGAUAGAAAAUCAGUUGGGAGCUUUUCCAUCUUUCAGUCAAUAAUUAGCGGUGCAUUUUGGUCUCUGUGAGUCUGUAUGUAUGGCCGUGUGUGUGUGCGCAUGCAUGUAUUUUCAUACCUGUAAAAACAAGAACUUGAGCUUUAGUUGUCAGAUUUAGGACAUUUUUUUCAAUGUGAGGGUAUUUUUCCAGAAGGCCAAAGGUAAAGAUCAAUUUUGAGUUGCAGUAUUAAGGGUAAAACUUACAGGUUUAUAAAUUACCCUGAUUUAUUUUUUAUUUUAUCCGAUUUAGAGACCCGUUUGCCAUACAGUACAUUUACAUGCACUCAAGAAACCAGGUUACUCGAGGAACCAGGUUACACUGCUAACUGGAAAACACAGGUAAUGAAAAAAUCUGGGGACUGGGAAUCUGCAUAUACAUGCAGAAGGUCGGUGGUACACAUUUUAACUAGUGUAACAAUGUGCAGCUGUUCAGCAAUAGAAAUCAUUUUAUUUGAUGUCCACAGGUGACUUUGCUUCAGUUUCAAUUUAAAUCUGACUUAGUAGGGAUUUAUUUUGAAAAAUGGGAUACGUUGUUACAUGUUAGACAGUCUUUCCCACUGGAUAGCAUUACUGGCAACACUUUCCCAGUCUGAGGUCUUUGUCAUUCAAAUGCAUACAUGUAAAAUGUCCAUUAGAAACCUAGUUACAUGUAGACAUGUCCAAGAAAUCUGGUUCUCUAUGAGAAAUCUGGCUUCCUGUAAUACCAUCCAUCCAUCCAUUUUCUAUACUGCUUAUCCGUCAGGGUCGUCAGUCAGUCACAGGGCUGAUUCACAAAGACAGACAACCACACACACACACACUCACACCUAGGUGCAAGGUAGAGUAGCCAAUUAACCUAAUGUGCAUGUUUUGGGGAUUGUGGGAGGAAGCCGUAGUUCCCGGAGAAAACCCCAUGCAGAAUGGCUGUCUAAGACAACCUGAUCUGGUGCACUGCAAGGCAGACGGGAUGGCCAUUCAGCCUUUAUUUCCCCAAGAAUGUCUUGCCCGGUGGCAGACAGAAUUGUAUAGUGACAGUGAGGUAUAUAGGGAACCAGUCUGAGACGAAAACAAUCAGCAUUUACCGUACUUUAUCCUUUAUACUUCAAUGUUGGGAUAAACAAAACUUGUCCACUGCUAUUUUAAUAACCUUUUGAAUGAAUUUGUAGCCAAUUAAAUCAAAAUAAAAUUAAUGGUUUCUAUUAGGCAGGCAAUGGUUAGAGUGGGUUAUGAGUAGGAUCUAUAGGUCUUGUGUGGUCAAGGUUCAAAGGUGCUUGCAAUUACUUAAAAAUAUUAUGUUCAAGGGUAUGCAAGUUACAGCACUAGCAUGUUUGUUCAACUGCCAAUGUUCCAGUGUGCUUGUGUGUGUCUGUGUGUGUGUAGGUGGACAUGUGUUUAAGUGUCUGUGAACACUGCCAGUAACUGGAUGCUCCAAUAUGUCUCUGAAUAUGUCUUGGCAGCCAUAUGAACCACUUGGCUGCUAAGUGGAAGAAGAGCAUAGGAGUAGGAGGGAGCGAAGAUGGGAGGCCUGACCUUGCAGAUGAUUCAGUCAAUGGAGUAAUCACAACUAUUCCUCUGAGUGUGCAAUACAAACAAGAGGUUACCAACAAGACUGCGCUCGCUCACAGACUGGGUUUGGUUCGUAUGGGUGAAUAUGCCUGUUUGUGUGUGUGUGUUUUUGGGGAUGGGAGGUGGGGGUGGUUUCCAUCUCUGACACAGCAGCUUUUUUAACUGCCGAACAUGAGAAGGGUUUAAGUGCCUGCAAUAUCUAAUGACUUUUUUUUUCCUUCUUCUCAUAUGCAAAUUUGAUCAUUUCCCAUAAUGCACAUUUAUUAUUUGUGUUGUGUAAUUAAUGUUUGUUCGCCGUCCUUGUGACAAACAGAUUCUUCCCACAAAGCUAUUGUUUUGGGGCAUUUUUUUAUCCUGGGAGAAAUGACAAAUAUAUUGUUGUUGUUUCAAUGUGUUUUUAUGACCAUCCUUCAUUGUGUUUUAUUAUCCACAAUAUGGUACUAUGAUGGUAAAAAAGACUAAUAUGUAAGCACAGUGCAAUUUUCCUUCUCACAACAGUGUAUCAUUAAGAACUGUUUCUGCCGUUCUCUGUACAUACAAUAUCAACUUUUUUCAGUAAAUAAACUGAGGGUACUUUCAAAUCCUUGGAACAAUAA